This is a messenger RNA of Adineta steineri, 471 nucleotides long. The record is from the annotation of a GenBank genome assembly. NCBI's taxonomy places the organism in Eukaryota, Metazoa, Rotifera, Eurotatoria, Adinetida, Adinetidae.
GGUCAAGAACGUUAUCGAACAAUAACAACUGCUUAUUAUCGUGGUGCGAUGGGUUUUAUUUUAAUGUAUGAUAUAACAAAUGAAGAAUCAUUUAAUGCUGUACAAGACUGGUGUACACAAAUAAAAAUGUAUUCAUGGGAUAAUGCACAAGUUGUUUUAGUUGGAAAUAAAUGCGAUUUAGACCAGGAUAGAGCUGUAACACAAGAACGAGGCCAACGUCUUGCAGAUCAAUUGGGUUUGGAAUUUUUUGAAACUUCAGCAAAAGAAAAUAUUAAUGUUAAAGCUGUUUUUGAAAGAUUGGUCGAUAUAAUAUUAGAAAAAAUGUCUGAUGCACCUGAAGAUCCAAGUGGUAAUAACACUGGACAAGCAAAUGCUGGUUAUGGUAGUCAACCAGGUGGAUAUAAUAAAGGAGGAACGACAAGACUUACAGUUAAUGAUCAACAAGCUAAAGGCAAUCAAUGUCAAUGUUAA